GUUGCUUGGUAACCACAUGUAAACAAGGCGCAGCAUGGAGGGGACAGAGAAGGCUCGGGAGCUGGGAACAUCUCUUUUUCCUAGAGUGAUGAAAGCAGUAAGAAGAGAAGGACAAUUGCCAAGUGCAGAACAGAAGGCAAACCAGAAUGUGACAGGGAGCAUGGAUCCAUCUUUGGGAAUCUCGGUCUCUCUUCAAACUGAAACAAGCUGGUUAAAUGAGCACAACCUUAACAAACGAAAUUCUGUAUGUUCAGAGGCUCGAACCCCACAAAGUGCUAGUCCCACUGGAGAAAAGCUACCUGAUCUUAUUUACAAGGAAGAAGAUUUAUACUCUUCAUUAUCUGAAGACCUGAGUGACCUUAGCGUUCUGUGUGACAUGGAGUUCAGUUUUGAGUACAAGACAUGCUUUGAGAAACAUUUGAAUAUGUUGCCUAGUGUUGGACCUCCGACUAUACUGGCAUACAAACGAGAGUCUUCUGAAAAUGAUCGUAUUCUGGCUAUGAUGAAGAUUCUAAAGGAGAGGUCUGGGGAAGAACUGUGCAAAUUUUGCAGAAAUCCAUUGAAGCCAUUUCCUGUAGAAUCUACCCUUUACCAGGACUUCUCCCAAGAGGUCUUUUGCUGCCGACAGUUUAGGGACAUGAUCCAGUAUCUUUUGAAACAACAAAACUAUGUUCUACAGAACAAAGAAAUUGAGCGAAUUUCAGUAUCACCCCAUGGGCCUUAUGGAAGUGAGAUUGAGAGACAAAAAGCAAAGGAAAAAACUGCACUUAGGCUUAGGGAAAGGCAUAUGGCAAAAGUCUUUGAAUCAGUGGUGACUGAGCCAACCACUUUUCUUGAAUUUGGAAAGCCAAUGAAAACCAUUUCCUACCAGCUUUCUAAUGCCCCUCCAGUCGGAGACAAUUGGACCAUUGUCCCUGAAGAAGCAGAUUCCAUGACAAGUACAGACUCAGCAGAAAAUGAGCUUUCCCUCUGUGACUUUACAAGUGAAAUGAUUAUUCCAGAGAGAUUUGUAGAAAAAUAUUACAGAACAGGAAGUAAAUUCCUCACAAUGUUUCCAGAUGGGACUGCACAGAUCUUUUAUCCAUCUGGUAACAUCGCCAUUAUAGUCAUUCCAAGUAAUGUAAAGGAAGCUAUCUGCAUUGUUCAAGAGGAUAAAGACCAUAAUGCUGAAAUUCUGGCAAUAUUUGGCUCUUCUGGCAAAUCUACAUGUUAUCAUCCUAAUGGGAUGGUAUGGAUUAAUAUAAAUCCAGUGGGAGGACAGUAUUUGGACAGUGCAGGCAGGAGAGUCAGAAGAUGGAACUGGAAAAGCAGCGAUUCCAGGCAACCCUGUGCUCAGUUCAAGCCAAUCUUCAUAUCUUUGAAUCUUCGAGUAGGUGUUCGAAUAAUUGCACAAGACAAGAUCUAUGUAUCUUUUCUGGCUAUGGGGAAGCAAGCCAAAUUCAGCGUUGGAAGAAAAAAGCUAAAAAAGUCACAGGUGGAAGACAUUGAAAUGGAUAAACAAAGCAUAACAACAUCGCAUUCUACAGCAGAAGAUGAACUUAUUCUCUUUGCAAUCAAAAUCAAGUUCCUCAGCGUACUGAAUAAAUGUUAUGAGUGUUUGCAUUCUCCAUCGAAGAAACAAUGGGACAAGGUCAAGCCUCCUUCCUUUCUGGUGGCUCAGGCACAGAAACUCAUCUACCUCUGUAGUGCUUGUGACAUUAGUACAGACGUCAGCGCCUCAGUCCAAGAUACCCUCCGCAAUUACGUGACUUGUGACCUCCUAACUUAGAACAUGAUUAGCCUUCAUUCCAUAACGUCUUCCUAUAAUUUAUGUUGACCUUUUAAUUUUUCAUGAAAUAAAUCCGUGUCCUUUUCCCAGAUAUAUCACUUACUCACUAAUGAUAAAAAUGUAAUUUAAAGCAUAA
This is a messenger RNA of Rana temporaria (common frog), 1904 nucleotides long. RefSeq names its product glutamate rich 6 (gene ERICH6). The transcript has 14 exons. NCBI's taxonomy places the organism in Eukaryota, Metazoa, Chordata, Amphibia, Anura, Ranidae. The coding region runs from base 35 to 1768 and encodes 577 amino acids. The record is from RefSeq and is a predicted model, not a curated record.